CUCCGGAAGCGCUCUCUCUGGACCUAUCAGGGACUUGCUGUUCUUUUGUGUUCCCUUCUCCCAACCAAACGAGUUCCUUCAAAGUAUUCUCAUCGGAUGCGACAAAAUAAUCCUGACCUAAGGCGAACGCAAUCAAAAACAUCAAGCUAGGAGAGACGUGGAAGAUGAAGUGAGGAAAUCCAGGCCACGAAGAACAACUGUAAAAUGAAAAUGAGGUAUCCCGCAGAUGUCACUAUUAAAGAGCUUCACCCUCAGAAGCGCGAUCCCCUCCACGUUAAACAGGAGGAGGCUGAGAUGCUGUACAUUAAACAGGAGGAGAAGCCAGAGACCCCCAGCAUUAAAGAAGAACAACAUGGGGAUGAAAUCACAAAGUGUUCAAUGACCGUCAGUGUGAAAAGUGAAGAAGAUGAAGGUCCAAGCGAAAAGAGCGGAGCAGCGAAACCUUCGAGCGACAGCUCAUUUCAACACCCGACAACAAAAGGAGAGGGACAAUCGCAACCUGACGGUUUAUUAGCGCCGCUCUCAGACAGUGACGACGUAACUUCACGCUCUUCUGAUUUCAACACUGAUGAGGAGGAUAAAGACUUUGACCAAAAUGCUUCAAAAUCCUUCAACAAUUCCUCAUUGAAAAGAGGCACAAAAGUGGUUGGGAAACCUUAUACCUGCUCACUUUGUGAUAAAACAUUUUCUCAGAAAGGUCACUUACGAAAACACAUGUAUACACACACCGGGGAGAAGCCUUUCGCCUGUUCAUUUUGCGAUAAAAGAUUCGCUGAGAAGUCAUAUUUAAACACUCAUACAAGAACACACACUGGAGAGAAGCCUUUUCAAUGCACAUAUUGUGCUAAACAAUUCACUAAUAAGGGAUCUUUAAACAAACACACAAAGAUACACACUGGAGAGAAAUCUUUUGUCUGCACAUCUUGUGGUAAACGAUUCACCGAGAAGGCACAGUUAAACAGACAUACACUCACACACACUGGAGAAAAGCCUUUUCAAUGCACAUCUUGUGGUAAACAAUUCACUCAUAAGGGAUCUUUAAACAAUCACACAAGAACACACACUGGAGAGAAGCCUUUUCCCUGCUCAGUUUGCAAUAAAAGAUUCUCUCAGAAAGUACUACUAAACUCUCACUUUAACACACACAUUGGAGAGAGGCAUUUUGCAUGCUCAGUUUGUGAUAAAAGAUACUUCACAAAGUCACAUUUAAUCAGUCACACAAGAACACACACUGGAGAAAAGCCUUUUCAAUGCACAUCUUGUGGUAAGCAAUUCACUAGUAAGGGAUGUUUAAACCAACACACCAGGAUACACACUGGAGAGAAGUCCUUUGUCUGCACAUCUUGUGGUAAACGAUUCUUUGAUCAGGCACAUUUAAACAGACACACACUCAUACACACUGGAGAAAAGCCUUUUGUCUGCACAAGUUGUGGUAAAAGAUACCUCGAUAAAAGAGAUUUAAGCAAUCACAUGCAUACACACACUGGAGAGAAGCCUUUUGCCUGCUCUCGUUGCUAUAAAAGAUUUCGUACGAAACAAAAGUUAACAAUACACACGCGUACACACACCGUUGAGAAGCGCUUUGCCUGCUCUCGUUGCUAUAAAAGAUUUUGUACGAAGCGAACGUUAACAAAACACAUACGUACACACACCGGGUGAAAAGGCUUUUCUCUGCACACUUUGUGGUAAAAAUGUACGCGGAAGGAAGAUUAAACAAUCACUCAAAAAGACGCACCUAAUUUACUUACGGCUUACUGCUUUUUACAAUUUGACUUCUGAUUGUCAACAAUACUUAGAUGCUUCCCUUCUUUUUGUUGUUGUUGUUUGUCCAUUUUCCAAUCUUUUAUCUGAAUAGUUUCAGGGUAGAUUUUUUAAUUCGUUUUGUGCAUUGUAAUCAUUUGAAAUCUGCUUCAUUGUAGAAGGACUGGAUCUUCUUAAUUUUACUAUCAAAUAUUUUUCUUUAUUACUUACUGACUUUUUUGUAAACUGUUUUUAGCCCUCUGUUCUGUAAAUAUGGGUUGCAUAUACUUGGCAUGUGCCGAUUACCGGUUUGAAGGUAUACUGUGGUAUGAAAAUGUCAAGGUUUCAAAACUACAAAAAAUUUCCGUCAUACAUUCCUCCAAAGUAUUAGCAAUUUUUUAUGCCCCAAAAAUGCAUGGAGAAAUCCCUCGCUUGCAGCUUUAAGGCUCAACCCUCCCCCACUGGUUGUUGCUCAGUGUCAGUGUGUCAGCUAUGCUACACGAUGGCUGGAGGAGGUGAAACUCCUGAAAAUUUUUCCCCCAUCGAAGAAAACGAAAUGAAAUUGAAGAAACGAAAUUGCUGGUAUGGGAAUACUUUGGCUACAGAGUAACUGUAGCCAAAGCUGCCCAGGAGAACCCACCAACAUGUAAAACAUGUUUGCGGAAGGUGACUGCCAAGGAGGCAAUACCUCCAAUAUGAUUUCGCAUUUAUACAAAAUUAAAAGUUGGUAAACACUGUCAUGAACGUUUCUCCCCAGCUACAAGAGUUAACUCCAGUAUGUUUAGUGUGUCUAGCAGUGGUAAAAUGGGGUGUUUUUUCUCUCUCUGGUAACCGUCUGUGUUAAGAGAAUGUGUGUAUAAUGUAAACAUGAUACGAGUCAUACACUCGUGCUUUUUGUGGACAAUAAUUUUUGUUCUGAUAAGGUCUUAAGGUCGUCUGGAACGGGUCUUCUGCAUGUUCCAAGAACAAGAACCAAGCAGGGUGAGGCAGCAUUUAGUUAUUAUGCUCCUCACCUCUGGAACAAGUUACCCGAAGGUCUGAAGUAUGCUCAAACCGUUAGCUCAUUUAAAUCAGGGCUAAAAACGCUUUUGUUUAGCACUGCAUAUCCAUAACUGUCUAUAUAUUUCAAUCUA
This is a messenger RNA of Corythoichthys intestinalis (scribbled pipefish), 2873 nucleotides long. Its product is annotated as gastrula zinc finger protein XlCGF57.1-like. NCBI's taxonomy places the organism in Eukaryota, Metazoa, Chordata, Actinopteri, Syngnathiformes, Syngnathidae. The transcript is spliced from 3 exons. Bases 205 to 1659 code for a protein of 484 amino acids. Gene Ontology annotation, biological process: regulation of transcription by RNA polymerase II; embryo development; urogenital system development. The record is from RefSeq and is a predicted model, not a curated record. Gene Ontology annotation, cellular component: nucleus. Gene Ontology annotation, molecular function: RNA polymerase II cis-regulatory region sequence-specific DNA binding; DNA-binding transcription factor activity, RNA polymerase II-specific.